GCCCAUUAGCGCAUAAAUACCAGUACACCAUGGAGGCUUACAACGUUGAAGCUGGAAAAGAAGCUCAGGCCGAGCUUACUCCCUCUUCCUUCGAGGAGGAGACGCCAAUGAAGCCGCGAGGUCUUUUCGCCAAAAUCAAAUACUACGAAGAAUAUUUGGAUAAGAAGUUGGGUAUCGAAUCUCACAGUCUCGACAGAGUGCUUCCCGAGGCGCGCGACCCUCCCAACUCGCUAGCGAUGGCGUUCAUGUGGGCGUCUGCGACAAUGAAUAUCAGUUGUUUUAGUACCGGAUUCCUGGGGAAGCAAUUCGGUCUAUCUUUAGGGCAGACCAUCCCUACCAUAAUAUGUUCAACAUUAAUAGGUGCCGCUGUGACGGGCUGGUGUGCUACGAUGGGGCCUGAAACGGGUCUUCGCCAGGUCGCCAUUUCUAGAUACUCGCUAGGAUUUUAUCCAUCAUCCAUCAUUGCUCUUUUGAAUGUUAUUGAACAACUAGGAUGGGCAUCGGUCAAUUGCAUCACCGGUGGUCUCGCACUAAGCGCUGUUUCAGAUGGACGUGUCUCGAUCGCUGUAGGAGUGGUCAUUGUCGCAUGCGUCAGCUUUCUUUUCAGCUUCGUCGGGUUGAAAGGUGUCUUGUUGUACGAGCAAUAUGCAUGGAUGGUGUUCUUCGUCAUUUUCAUGAUUAUCUACGGCGAGUCAGCGCAUCGGGCAGAUCUCGCAGCACCCGCAACGGUAUCGGGUAUCACAAAGUCCGGAAAUGUCCUGAGUCUGUUUAGUGUCGUGUACGGCUCUAGUGCCUCGUGGAGCUCGAUCGUUUCGGACUUUUACGUGCACUACCCCGUGAACAUAUCCAAGGUCAAGGUAUUCCUCUACACUACUCUCGGGAUCGCGAUCCCAACCUGUAUUGGAAUGUUGCUCGGAGCGUGCAUCAGCUCAGCCUUGGACACAAACCCAGAAUGGGCCGCCGCGUAUGAUAAGGGAAUCGGCGAGAUCCUACAAGAAAUCAUCUACCCUAGAGGAUUCGCUAAGUUCCUGUUAGUUCUUCUAGUGCUUUCCGGGAUCGGUGUCAACUGCAUCGCCAUCUACUCAGGCGCACUUUCAGCCCAGCUCUUCGCCAAGCCCUGCGCAAAGGUCCCCAGAGCUAUUUGGUCUACUCUUGUCUUCGGCUGCAUCCUUGCCCUCGGCAUCGCCGGCCGAGACCACCUACUAGAUGUGCUAGAGAACUUCCUCUCCCUGCUAGGCUACUGGAACACUUCAUUCUUCAUCAUCCUGUUCAGCGAACACUACUUUUUCCGCGGCGGGAACGUCACGAACUACGAUCUUGACGCUUGGAACACGCCGUCCAAGAUGCCCAUCGGGUUCGCGGGUCUCACUGCUUUUCUAUGCGGCGCGGCGGGGUGGAUCCUCGGCAUGGUCGAAACAUAUUAUGUUGGUGCUAUAGCGAGGUUGAUCGGUAGAGAUGGGGGCGAUAUUGCUAAUGAGCUAGCAUUGGUUUUCUCGGGCGUUUCAUAUAUACCUCUGCGAGUGUUGGAGUUGAAGUAUAUUGGACGGUAG
Messenger RNA from Aspergillus alliaceus, 1550 nucleotides. RefSeq names its product putative nucleoside transporter. Gene Ontology annotation, cellular component: plasma membrane; fungal-type vacuole membrane. Gene Ontology annotation, biological process: transmembrane transport. The coding region runs from base 30 to 1550 and encodes 506 amino acids. The record is from RefSeq and is a predicted model, not a curated record. Lineage: Eukaryota; Fungi; Ascomycota; Eurotiomycetes; Eurotiales; Aspergillaceae. The transcript is spliced from 3 exons. Gene Ontology annotation, molecular function: transmembrane transporter activity.